Molecule: messenger RNA, 309 nt
Organism: Protopolystoma xenopodis
Lineage: Eukaryota; Metazoa; Platyhelminthes; Monogenea; Polystomatidea; Polystomatidae
Source: the annotation of a GenBank genome assembly
AUGAAUUUGUAUGACCGAGCCGACGGUUUGACGGGUGGAAACUUGUCCUUCGGACUUUCCGAGUUUCCCACCCCUCAGGCCCCAGUAAGCCGAGCAUCAUACGGUGGAUGUGAAUUCCAACAUUCAGGCGGCUACAACGAUGAGAAAACUUUAGCUUGCCGAAGCUAUUCCAAUCCAGGACAGUCGGAACUGACUGAGCCCGGAGCCUCGCUGCUCAAUCCCGGGUUGGGCAGAUACGCCAGCGUUGCCACACCCGAGCCUGAAUGUGGCAAAAGUUUUGUAGACCGGCCUAUGAACAGUCGAUCCCAG